UUUCUUUCCAUUUUUCGAAAUAUCUCUCUAAUCUAGCAUUCUCUCUCGUUUUGCCUUCAAACAACAUGCAACCCAGAAAAAGACCAUAUAUCCAAACCUCCCUCAAACCCUAAAUUCCCAAACAAAAUCCCAAUCGAACUAUCAAUCAACAUAAAGAAAAUCAACCCUAAAGCUAGGUUUUGAGGAUUACCUUCCGUUUGCAAUGAAUGUUGAUAUUCGUAUUCACGUUUUCUGGUUUGUUCAUGGAUAUCUCUUUGAAUCUCCUUCCUUUUUUUGUUUCAGGUAUGACAGAAGAUGAAGGGGCGCGAUGGAGAUUGAGGAGGAGGGUGCGAACUAGCGACGGUCUGGGGUAUCAGGCGUGAAACCCAGAUCGAGAACAGCGGCGGAUCCCUUGAAGCUUCUACUUAGGGUUCGCGGAAAAGAUCGCAAAAAAAUUCAACUGAUUCUCUUUCUACUCCUUCUAUUUUCUUUCAAUUUUCGGUCCUGGCUUUGAUAUUUGUUGAAUGUUAUUAAUGGUAAUGAGUUUGUUGAUGAUGAAUUUGAUGGGGUUUUGUGAGGAACCCUCAAACUCGCUACUGUAUAUAAAUUUUUGUAGAAAACCAGUUUUCAUUUGACUUUUGCAAAGAUCGUUUCUAUGAAACCACGGUCCACCGUCAAUCAAUGGAGCCACGGUGUUCUCUGGAGGUCACCUUUCUCCCUUCGCCCUCAGAUCAGAGCUGUCGCUCCUUUCAUCGAACAAUUCCACCGCAAGAUCGCCUCCUCCGCUGGUGAAAAUCCUUUCAAGGGACACUUGACUAGUCUACCCAAGCCCGGUGGUGGUGAAUUUGGAAAGUUCUACAACCUUCCUUCUCUCAAUGAUCCGAGAAUUGAAGGGGUAUCGGCAGUGGUUGAUGUGUCGAUAGAUACCUUCAAAGAAACUUCUUCUGGCGGUGCACCUACUUUUCAUAACUGUAGGAGGCUCCCUUCUGGUUGUGUGGUUCAAGAUAUGCCAAAUGGUUACUCUAAGGUUGAUAGUUUAACUUUAACCAAUUAA
Molecule: messenger RNA, 1033 nt
Organism: Vicia villosa (hairy vetch)
Lineage: Eukaryota; Viridiplantae; Streptophyta; Magnoliopsida; Fabales; Fabaceae
Product: aconitate hydratase 2, mitochondrial-like
Exons: 3
Coding region: 635-1033 (132 amino acids)
Source: RefSeq, a predicted model, not a curated record